Messenger RNA from Prunus armeniaca (apricot), 6411 nucleotides. The record is from the annotation of a GenBank genome assembly. NCBI's taxonomy places the organism in Eukaryota, Viridiplantae, Streptophyta, Magnoliopsida, Rosales, Rosaceae.
AUGGUGCAAAUGUCAAAGUCUCCCUCCCCUGAACCGCGAGAACCCAUAUCUCCUUCUACUUCUCGCUCUAGGGAUGGAACAGCAAUGGAUGAUGAGGAAGGUACAAUGGCAAGAGUUGCUCAAUUUGUCGAGCAACUACAUGCCAGCAUUUCUUCACCACAUGAAAAAGAACUUAUUACAGCACGUUUGCUUGGUAUUGCCAAAGCAAGAAAGGAUGCAAGAACAAUUAUUGGUUCACAUUCCCAGGCAAUGCCAUUGUUCAUAAACAUUCUCAGGAGUGGCACCCCUGUGGCAAAAGUUAAUGUGGCUGCAACUCUGAGUGCCCUGUGUAAAGAUGAAGACUUGCGUCUUAAAGUACUACUAGGCGGGUGCAUCCCCCCGUUACUCUCACUUUUGAAGUCUGAAUCAACUGAGGCUAGGAAGGCUGCAGCGGAAGCUAUAUAUGAAGUUUCCUCUGGUGGGCUUUCAGAUGAUCAUGUUGGCAUGAAAAUAUUUAUUACAGAAGGCGUAGUGCCAAACUUAUGGAAUCAACUCAAUCCAAAGAGCAAGCAAGACAAAGUGGUAGAGGGAUUUGUGACAGGGGCUUUGAGAAAUCUUUGUGGUGACAAGGAUGGCUACUGGAGAGCAACGCUUGAGGCUGGUGGAGUAGAUAUCAUUGUGGGUCUUCUGUCUUCCGACAAUGCUGCUGCCCAGUCAAAUGCUGCCUCCCUUUUGGCCCGUCUCAUGUUGGCUUUCAGUGAUAGCAUCCCGAAAGUAAUAGAUGCUGGAGCUGUCAAAGCUUUGCUUCGGCUUGUGGGUCAGGAAAAUGAUGUUUCCGUCCGUGCUAGUGCUGCUGAUGCUUUGGAAGUGCUUUCUUCAAAGUCAACUGGGGCUAAGAAAGCUAUUGUGAAUGCUGACGGUGUUCCAGUUCUCAUUGGGGCAAUAGUUGCUCCAUCUAAAGAGUGCAUGCAAGGUGAGUGUGGGCAGGCUCUGCAGGACCAUGCAACACGGGCUUUAGCAAAUAUUUGUGGUGGGAUGUCUUCUUUAAUAUUAUAUCUUGGAGAACUUUCACAGUCACCUCGGCUAACUUCCCCGGUUGCUGACAUUAUCGGAGCUCUUGCAUACACGCUGAUGGUCUUUGGGCAUAAAUCUGGUGCCAAUGAGGAAUCUGUUAAUGUAACAAAGAUAGAGGAUAUUCUUGUAAUGUUGCUAAAGCCUCGUGACAAUAAGCUUGUUCAAGAGCGUGUCCUUGAGGCCAUGGCUAGUCUAUAUGGCAACAACCAUCUUUCCAGUUGGCUCAAUCAUGCACAAGCGAAGAAGGUGCUCAUUGGACUCAUAACAAUGGCUGCUGCUGAUGUGCAAGAGUAUUUAAUACUCUCUUUGACAAGCUUAUGUUGCGAUGGUGUUGGAAUCUGGGACUCCAUUGGCAAGAGAGAAGGAAUUCAAUUACUUAUUUCACUGAUGGGAUUAUCCAGUGAGCAGCAUCAAGAAUAUGCUGUUCAGUUUCUGGCAAUCUUAACGGACCAAGUCGAUGAUAGCAAGUGGGCUAUUACUGCUGCCGGCGGGAUUCCUCCUCUGGUGCAGCUGUUAGAGAUGGGAUCUCAAAAGGCGAAGGAGGAUGCCGCUCAUGUGUUGUGGAAUUUGUGUUGUCACAGUGAAGAUAUUCGUGCAUGUGUGGAAAGUGCAGGAGCCAUCCCAGCAUUUUUAUGGCUUUUAAAAAGUGGUGGGUCAAGGGGACAAGAAGCAUCAGCUAUGGCACUAACAAAGCUUGUCCGAACAGCUGAUUCUGCCACCAUUAAUCAGUUGUUAGCUUUGCUCCUCGGUGACUCUCCAAGCUCAAAGGCCUAUACUAUCAGGGUGUUGGGUCAUGUACUCAUAAUGGCAUCACAUGAGGAUCUUGUGCAUAAAGGUUCAGCAGCUAAUAAAGGGCUGAGAUCUCUUGUACAGGUUCUCAACUCAUCAAAUGAAGAAACUCAAGAGUAUGCUGCUUCGGUCCUAGCUGAUCUAUUCAGCACAAGACAAGAUAUUUGUGAUAUUCUUGCAACUGAUGAGAUUGUGCAUCCUUGCAUGAAGCUUUUGACCAGCACCACACAAGUUGUUGCAACACAGUCAGCUCGAGCAUUGGGUGCUCUUUCCCGUCCUUUGAAGACCAAAACAAGAAGCAAGAUGUCUUAUAUUGCAGAAGGUGAUGUCAAGCCCCUCAUCAAACUGGCUAAAACUUCUUCCAUUGAUGCUGCUGAAACUGCAGUUGCGGCACUUGCCAAUCUUCUCUCUGAUCCGCAUAUUGCUGCAGAAGCCCUGGCAGAAGAUGUUGUUUUAGCUUUGAUAAGAGUACUGGGAGAUGGAACUUCAGAAGGUAAGAAGAAUGCAUCCCGUGCCCUUCAUCAAUUGCUGAAGCAUUUUCCAGUAGGUGAUGUGCUCACAGGAAAUGCUCAGUGUCGUUUUGCUAUUCUUGCUCUUGUUGAUUCCUUGAAUGUAUUGGAUAUGGAUGGGACUGAUGCUGCGGAUGCUUUGGAAGUAGUCGCACUUUUGGCUAGAACUAAACAAGGUGUGAACUUCACUUACCCCCCAUGGUCUGCCCUUGCUGAAGUUCCAUCAAGCUUAGAACCUCUUGUCCGAUGCCUGGCUGAAGGGCCUCCUCCACUUCAGGAUAAGUCAAUAGAAAUUUUGUCUAGGCUUUGUGGGGAGCAACCAGUAGUGCUUGGUGAUCUAUUGAUUGCAAGAUCAAGAUCCCUUGGUUCACUAGCUAACAGGAUAAUGCACUCUUCGAGCCUAGAAGUCAGAGUUGGAGGAGCUGCAUUACUCAUUUGUUCAGCAAAAGAGCACAAACAGAAGUCAAUGGAAGUACUUGAUGUUGCAGGAUAUUUAAAACCGUUAACAUAUGCUUUAGUGGACAUGAUAAAGCGAAAUUCUAGCUGCUCCUCUUUGGAAAUUGAAGUCAGAACUCCUAGAGGUUUUAUUGAAAGAACUGCAUUCCAUGAAGGGGAUGAGUUUGAUGUCCCUGAUCCAGCCAUUGUCUUGGGGGGUACUGUUGCCUUGUGGUUGCUAUGCAUAAUCGGUGCCUUUCAUGCAAAGAGCAAACUCACCAUUAUGGAAGCUGGUGGUCUUGAGGCUCUCUCUGACAAGCUUGCAGGUUACACUUCCAAUCCACAGGCAGAAUAUGAGGAUACAGAAGGUAUAUGGAUUAGUGCCCUGCUCCUGGCUGUUCUGUUCCAAGAUGCAAAUGUUGUUCUGUCUCCUGCAACAAUGCGCAUCAUUCCUUUACUUUCUCUUCUUUUGAGAUCGGAUGAGGUGAUUGAUAGGUUCUUUGCUGCGCAGUCAAUGGCCAGUCUUGUUUCUAAUGGUAGUAAGGGAAUAAUUCUUGCCAUUGCAAAUUCAGGUGCUGUUGCUGGAUUGAUAACCCUAAUUGGUUACAUAGAGUCCGACAUGCCUAACCUUGUUACUUUAUCAGAAGAAUUUUCUCUGGUGCGAAAUCCCGAUCAAGUUGUUUUGGAGUACCUUUUUGAUUUUGAAGAUGUAAGAGUUGGAUCCACAGCACGUAAAUCUAUACCUCUCCUGGUGGAUCUCUUGAGACCAAUGGCAGAACGUCCUGGUGCCCCUCCAAUUUCUGUUAAACUCUUGACCCGUAUUGCCGAUGGAAGUGAUACAAAUAAAUUAAUUAUGGCUGAAGCUGGAGCUCUGGAUGCUCUGACAAAAUACCUGUCUUUGAGCCCUCAAGACUCCACCGAAGCCACAAUAACUGAAUUAUUCAGAAUAUUAUUUAGCAAUCCCGAUCUCAUUCGAUAUGAAGCAUCAGCUAGUUCAUUGAAUCAACUCAUAGCCGUUCUGCGUCUAGGGUCAAGAAAUGCUAGAUAUAGUGCUGCAAGAGCUCUUCAUGAACUAUUUGACGCUGAGAACAUCAGAGAUUCUGAUUUAGCCAGGCAAUCUGUUCAUCCAUUGGUUGACAUGCUUAACUCUGUAUCAGAGAGCGAGCAAGAGGCUGCCCUUGUUGCGUUACUUAAGUUGACUUCAGGAAAUUCUUCUAAAGCAUCUUUAUUGACUGAUGUGGAGGGAAGUCCACUGGAGAGUUUGUACAAAAUCCUGUCUUGUGCUUCAUCCAUGGAAUUGAAGAGAAUCGCUGCACAACUCUGUUGUGUUCUGUUUGAUAAUUCUGAAGUCAGAGGAAAUCCAAUUGCCUCUGAAUGCAUAGAGCCCCUUGUAUCACUGAUGCAUUCUGAUACAAGUACAGUUGUCGAAGCUGGGGUUUGUGCUUUUGAAAAAUUGCUGGAUGAUGAACACCAGGUGGAGCUUGCAAUGGCCUAUGAUGUUGUGGAUCUCCUUGUUGGAUUAGUUUCUGGUACAAGCAAUCAGCUCAUUGAGGCUAGCGUCUGUUCUCUCAUAAAGUUGGGGAAAGACCGGACCCCAUGCAAAUUGGAUAUGGUCAAUGUUGGCAUUAUUGACAAAUGUCUUGAGCUACUACCUGUAGCGCCCAGUUCAUUAUGCUCUUCAAUUGCUGAAUUGUUCCGCAUUUUAACAAAUAGUAAUGCAAUUGCAAGAAGUUUGGAUGCUGCAAAAAUAGUAGAACCUCUUUUCCUAGUUUUACUCCGUCCGGAUUUCAGUUUGUGGGGACAGCACAGUGCAUUGCAAGCACUAGUAAAUAUUUUGGAGAAGCCACAAAGCCUUGCAACUUUAAAACUUACACCUAGCCAAGUCAUCGAGCCUCUUAUUUCAUUUCUGGAAUCCCCAUCUCAAGCCAUCCAGCAGCUUGGCACAGAAUUGCUAUCUCAUCUGCUUGCACAAGAACAUUUUCAGCAAGAUAUUACGACAAAAAAUGCAGUUGUUCCUCUUGUUCAGCUUGCAGGAAUUGGAAUAUUAAACUUGCAGCAGACAGCAAUAAAGGCAUUGGAAAAUAUCUCCACAAGCUGGCCGAAGGCAGUCGCUGAUGCUGGAGGUAUAUUUGAGCUUGGGAAGGUUAUUAUUCAAGAUGACCCUCAGCCACCUCAUGCACUGUGGGAAUCAGCUGCUUUAGUUCUCUCAAAUGUUCUGCACUUCAAUGCUGAGUACUAUUUUAAGGUUCCUGUGGUGGUUCUUGUUAAAAUGCUGCAUUCAACAGUGGAUACCACCAUCAUGGUGGCUCUCAAUGCGUUACUUGUUCAUGAAAGGAGCGACAAUUUAAGUGCUGAACAGAUGACUGAAGGUGGUGCUAUAGACGCCUUGUUGGACCUUUUAAGAUCUCAUCAGUGUGAAGAAGCAUCUGGAAGAUUACUUGAAGCUUUAUUUAACAAUGUCAGGAUACGACAAAUGAAGGUUUCCAAGUAUGCAAUAGCACCCCUAUCGCAGUAUCUGUUGGAUCCACAAACCAGAUCACAGUCUGGAAAACUUCUUGCUGCUCUAGCUCUUGGAGACCUUUCCCAACAUGAAGGGCUUGCAAGAGCCAGUGAUUCUGUUUCUGCAUGUCGUGCAUUGGUAAGUUUGCUUGAAGAUCAGCCAACAGAAGAGAUGAAAAUGGUGGCAAUUUGUGCAUUGCAGAACUUUGUCAUGAAUAGCAGAACAAAUAGGCGAGCUGUUGCAGAAGCAGGGGGCAUACUGAUUAUUCAAGAACUGCUACUGUCUCCCAAUACAGAAAUCGCUGGGCAGACAGCAUUACUUAUCAAAUUUUUGUUUUCUAAUCACACACUCCAAGAGUAUGUAUCAAAUGAGCUCAUCAGAUCUUUGACAGCUGCAUUAGAGAGAGAGUUGUGGUCUGCGGCAACUAUUAAUGAAGAGGUCUUGAGAGCCUUACAUAUGAUAUUCAUCAACUUCCCAAAGCUCCAUAUUUCUGAAGCAACCACUCUCUGCAUUCCCAAUCUGAUUGGAGCUCUGAAAUCUGGAAGUGAAGCAGCUCAGGAUGUCGUCUUGGACACCCUUUGCUUGUUGAGACAUUCUUGGUCAACCAUGCCAAUAGAUAUUGCGAAGUCUCAGGCUGGGAUUGCUGCUGAAGCCAUUCCCAUCCUACAAAUGCUCAUGAAAACCUGCCCACCAAGUUUCCAUGAGAGAGCAGACAGCCUGUUGCAUUGCUUACCAGGUUGUUUGACGGUCACAAUUAAGCGUGGGAACAACCUUAAACAGGCCAUGGGAGGCACAAAUGCUUUUUGUCGAUUGACAAUAGGCAAUGGUCCUCCUCGACAAACCAAGGUAGUGAGCCACAGUACCUCUCCAGAAUGGAAAGAAGGCUUUACGUGGGAAUUUGACGUUCCCCCAAAGGGACAAAAACUCCACAUCAUUUGCAAAAGCAAAAAUACCUUUGGAAAGACAACUCUGGGAAGAGUGACUAUCCAAAUUGACAAAGUUGUGAGUGAAGGAGUAUACAGUGGAUUAUUCAGCCUAAAUCAUGACAGCAACAAAGAUGGAUCUUCCCGUACACUUGAAAUCGAGAUUAUCUGGUCUAACAGAAUGUCCGACGAAGAAACUUGA